CGGAUGAUCCGGCGGCGGCGCGCGGGGGAACGGCGGCGGGGGCGGACACCGCAUGGAGAGAAAAAAAUGAAAGGCAAAGCAUGUGCAGAUGGUUUUCAAGUCCAGGAUUUUGCCAAGAAGAAGAAAAAGAAGAAGAGGAAACACAAUGAGUACAACAAUGAACAUGAAAAUGAUGAAAUUGUGGAAAAUGCAGAGCUUCGCUGUGCUUCCCCGCUGCUGUUUGACAAUCCAGCAGCAAAGGCUGGGGAGGCCAGGAAAAAGAAGAAAAAACUAAAGAAAGAGGAUAAGGAACAGCAGGUUUUGAUCGAUAAUUACUUUGUCAGUCUGGAACGUGAAGUUAGUAAUGGAACUGGAGGGGCUUCUUCCCCAUUGCUGUCUGAAGAUGAAGCAGCAAAGAGUGGGGAGGGCAAGAAAAAGAARAAACUAAAGCAGCAGGGUGAGAAGCAGCAGGUUUUGAUAGAUAAUUUCUGUGUAAAUCUGGAACAUGAAGUUAGUAAUGGGCCUGGAGGGGCUGCUGCCCCAAAGAAGAAGAGGAAGCAGAAGGGUAACGAGAGCACUGACGAGCACAGCGAUGUCGCUUGUGUCCCUGUGAACCAGCACAUCAGCCAGGACUGCCAGGAGACUGAUGCUGAUUAUGUUUAUUUUAAAAAACCUAAAAAGAAAAAGAAACAGAAGCUGCCCGAAGCGGAUGAGGUGCRUGAGCUGCCUCCCUCUGAGAAACACAGCAAGGGCAAAGAGAAAUCCAAAAAGAAGGGGAAGAAGAGGAGAGAGAGCAGUGCCCAGGACGUGCAGGARGACACUGAGGGAGCAGCUGAGCAGGCACUGUUGUCAUCCCCAGAGCAGAGCAGGAGGCACAGGGCAUGUCCUUCACCUGCAGAUGAGGAUGGUGACUGUGAUGCUGCUUCUACCAUCAGUGAGGUCUCCAUGGAGGUCCCUGCUGAUUUUUCUACACCCAAUAAUGCAGCUGGUCGAGCUAAAAAGACUCCAACAUAUGCUAGAAAGGCAACUAAAAGCAGCGCUUUUGUCAUGGAAGAAAGCUCUUCGGACUCUGAUGUGAUGACACCAGACCCCUUGGAAUCAAAUAAAAAGAAUCAGCAGAAUCAGCAGAACAGUUCCUUUGCUGAAUUGGCAGCCUCUGAUGAGCUCAGUCUGGAUGAUGAAGAGAGCCUGUACCCUGCCAUGACUUCAAUCAUUGAUUUGGAUACUGCAAGACAGGAACUGGAAGAGUUUAUUCCUCACGUGAGRAAUAUAUCAGACAGUUCAAUCAAGAAGAUGGCUGGAAGAGACCUAAUGAGGUUUAAAGAGUUUAAGAAACAAGGUAUGGCUGUCAAGUUUGGCAGAUUUACCCACAAGGAAAAUAUACAAAUCCAGAAAAAUGUCGACGAGUUCUUAGCACUCACUGGAAUAGACAGUGCUGAAAAACUUCUGUUUACCUCGAGAUAUCCAGAAGAUAAAGACACCAUCCAUCGUCUGAAAACAGAACAUCAUUUUUGUGAAAAAAUCUCUGAGGGCAUACCCCGACCCUGGAGACUGAUAUAUUACCGAGCAAGGAAGAUGUUUGACCCAAAUAAUUAUAAAGGAAGGUAUACUGCRGAAGAAAAAGAACAAUUAAAGAAGUAUCAAGCUUUGCAUGGCAAUGAUUGGAAGAAGAUUUCUGAGUUGAUGUCCCGUUCUAACCUUUCAGUUGCUAUGAAAUUCUCUGAAAUCAAGUCAGCUAUUAAUUACGGUCCUUGGACAAAGGAGGAGACCCAGAGGUUAAUGAGUGCAAUAAAGGAGGUGAUGAAGAGAAAACUGAAAGCAGAAAAUACAAGUUCCCUUUCCUCACUGGACCAGUCAAGCAUGGAUCUGUGGAUUGACCGUGAGAAGCUGUACCAGCAAUUACCAUGGACUGAGAUUGAAACCAAAGUGGGAAGUCGAUAUUGGAGGCAAUGCAAACAGAAAUGGAAUUCAAUUUUAACGAGCAAGAUGAGCAGAGGACAGCCGUUAUAUAGAGGGACCAGUGGAUUACAGGCCAAGAUCAAUCUUAUUAAAAGGUUGUAUGAAACAAAAGCAGAGGAUACCAGUGAAGUAAACUGGGAUGAACUCAGUAAUGCUAUUGGAGAUGUCCCUGGAGCCUAUGUUCAAACAAAAUUUUACAGACUGAAAGUCUCCUGUGUCCCUUUAUGGCGAAGAAAGACUUUUCCUGAAGUUGUUGAGUAUCUGUAUGAAAAGAAGCUCCCAGAACUUGAAGAAAAGUUAAAAAAGCAGGAGGGGAAACACCGUAGUUUUGGCAAUUCAACAGCCAGUCAGCUGCAGAAGGCUUUCCGACUCAGUGACAUUUUUGAUUCCAGUGAAGACAGUGAUUAAUUGAAUCUCCUAAAAGCAGUGCCUAAUUUGCAUAUUUAACUGCAAAUGGGUCUGGUUGAAAGCGGGUGCAGCUCACCAACUAAAGGYACCCGGGCUGUUGAGUAAUGGGAGAAGUCAGGAUAGGCACCUCUGAUUGUAUUGUUUCAUAUUGAAGUCUAAGUUAAACAGA
Messenger RNA from Malurus melanocephalus (red-backed fairy wren), 2515 nucleotides. RefSeq names its product transcription termination factor 1 (gene TTF1). Lineage: Eukaryota; Metazoa; Chordata; Aves; Passeriformes; Maluridae. The transcript has 11 exons. Bases 4 to 2346 code for a protein of 780 amino acids. The record is from RefSeq and is a predicted model, not a curated record.